Messenger RNA from Amphibalanus amphitrite, 1780 nucleotides. RefSeq names its product carbonic anhydrase 2-like. Gene Ontology annotation, molecular function: carbonate dehydratase activity; zinc ion binding. Gene Ontology annotation, cellular component: plasma membrane. Bases 170 to 1042 code for a protein of 290 amino acids. The record is from RefSeq and is a predicted model, not a curated record. The transcript has a single exon. Lineage: Eukaryota; Metazoa; Arthropoda; Thecostraca; Balanomorpha; Balanidae.
ACCGCGACAUGACGCUCACGUGACGUCGCGUGACGGACGACCUGGCCCAGGUGACGGCCGGUGCAUAAAGGGCCGCGCCGCCGUCCAGUCGGCAGUGCGGCAGCUGGCUCUGCGCGGUACGGUGCGCGGUGCUCGGGUCGUGUCCAGCGCGAUCUUCGCGGCCGGCGAGAUGGGACUCCCCUGGUGGCUUCUGCUGGUCUACCUGCGACACUCGGUCAAGGUGGGACCGAGCGCCUUCAACUACAAUGAGACGACCCACUGGAAAGAUCACUUCCCGAUGUGCGGCGGACCGAUGCAGUCGCCCGUUUCCCUGACGGCCACCCGCCUGGCGCUUAGCAGAACUCCCACUCUCAAGUUUGCCGAUGGACUGGAGGACGGCGAGGUUGAAUUUGUCAACACCGGUCGAGAGAUCAAGCUGAAGCUGAUGCCGAAGAACAGAAAGCUUCCGCUUCUCCAUCUCAUCUCGUACAGCAAGCCGACGCUCGGAAUUUACACGUUCGCUCAGAUGCACUUCCACUGGGGGGCCACCCCGGAGGCUCAUGGCUCUGAGCACUCCAUUGGAGACAAGUACACCGACGCCGAAGCUCACUUUGUCUUCUUCAACACUCGCUACGGCUCGUUCAAGGACGCCGUGCGCCAUUUCGACGGUCUGCUGGUGCUGGGCGUGAUGCUGGAAGGCUCCGAGAACAAAAACCAGUUCUUCUUCCCGACUCUGGGCAUGGAGAAGGGCGUGCAGCAUCUGGCGGUGCCGGGAGGCAAGUUCCGUGAAAAGCUGGAUCUCAGCCCUGUUCAGGAUCUGCUGAAGAGGGCCGUGCGGAGGUUCUACAGCUACCACGGCAGCCUGACCACGCCUCCGUGCAACCCGGUGGUGUCCUGGAUGGUGUCGGCCAACCCGAUGGCCAUUAGCGGCGACUUCCUGCGCGCGCUGCGCGGCCGGGUGUUCGAGGACGACGAUGGAAACCAGCUGCUAGUCAACAACCGUCGGCCCGUGCAGCCGACGCACGGCCGUGUCAUCACGCAGCACAUCAGCAUCGGCGUGUAGUCUCGGUCCUGGCGGGCUGAGAGCGGCGCAGAGACGAGGAGAUCGCAGCCCCGGGCUGGGAGAGUCGCAGAGUCGGCCGGGCGGGGCCGAGCGCGCCCUGCGGAGUCCACCGGCACCGGUGCUGAGCUGCAGAGGGUUGGCUCGGCCGUACCGCCCGGCUCAAAUCCAAGAGGCAAACCUAUCGUGCUGGCAUGGUUCGUUUGCAGUCGUGUUGUUUCCGAUGUGUGGCGGAGUUGAUAAGGAGAGGAGGAGGAGGAGUGAUGUAUCGAGGGUAUUUUUGUGGUGCGCAUUGCAUGUGUCUUCGCUAAGUCAAGUGAUAUUUAGUGUGACAUAUUUGUGUUCCAAGGACAAUUUAGAGUGUGUUGUUUGAUUGCCAUGUUUCACUUGUGCGAUAGUCAUUAUCAUAUCAUCUUUUUGAGUGUUCAUAUCAGAGUUAACUAUUGACGUGUUGCAAAUACAUAUCAAAGUUUGCACUUCUAUUGUGUAACUCAGAAACGCCGUGCAAUUGAUGAAACCCUCAGCCGCCUGACACCCCGAGACCACCUUUUGAUGCACACGUUCCAGCAGCCUGCUCACUUGGAAGCAGAACAAUCUGGGAUUCAAGCUAAUAUGUUCAGGAUUGUCCUUGGAACGUCAAUGAUGCAAGCAUGUUACACUAAUGGUCACUUGACAUAUGCUGCUGCUAACAAACGCGUCAAAAUUGGUGGGGAUUAAUAUAAAAAGCAAUUUAUUCAAAAA